Molecule: messenger RNA, 1406 nt
Organism: Tilletiopsis washingtonensis
Lineage: Eukaryota; Fungi; Basidiomycota; Exobasidiomycetes; Entylomatales
Exons: 6
Coding region: 219-1334 (371 amino acids)
Source: RefSeq, a predicted model, not a curated record
GAUAACGAGUGGCGGACGGGCGCUGAGACGGCCAGCUGGCCGACGCCCUGCCGUCCUCUUAAGAGCGCCGCCUCGCUGCGUCCUCGCUCCCCGCCCCAUCCCCUUACCACUCGUCACUCUACUCCUUCUCUCUCUCGUCCCGGACCACCGUCCUUGUCUCUCACCCGCUCCCGCCCUGCCUUCUGCCCGACUCUCCUGAUCCACCGCACUUCACCACCAUGGCGACGCUCAUCCCCAGCGACCCGCUGACGGCGUCGGUCAUCGAGUUCGUCAACGCCUCGAACACGCUGCUCAUCUUCGGCUGCGUCGCCUUCGCCAUCGUCAUCUGGGAGGCGCUCAUCCACUGCGCCGCCGACGUGCGCGUGGCGCGCGAGUGGAAGGCGCAGAGCACGCCUGCCAACCUCAUCUACUUUACCUGCCGCUGGUCCGGCGUCGGCGCCGUCAUCUGCUACAUGCUGGCGUGCAACCUCGGCGCGCUCGACGCCGGCUGCCAGCCCGUCUUUCGCGCCUUCUACGUCUUCUCGGCCAUGACGUUCCUCGCGUACGGCUCGAUGUUCUCGCUGCGCAUGCUGGCGUGCAACGACAUGAACCGCCCGCUCGGCGUCGUCGCCGGCUGCACCGUGCUCGCCAUCUCGGCGUGGAUCCUCGCCGGCAGCCUCACCAACAUCAAGGUCAACCAGAAUCCGUUCCGCUUCGACAACGGCGACGGCCUGCGCUCGUGCCUCGCCACGGUGCAGAACCAGAACACGCAGGGGCUCGUCUACCUGCUGCCCGCCCUCGCCGACACGGCGAUCCUCUUCGCCACCAUCUGGGGCGUGACGCGCAACAAGGCCACGAGCAAAGUCAAGGCCGCGCUCAUCAUGGAGAACGUCUCCUUCUACAUUGUCGUCACGCUCGUCAACCUCAUCGUCGGCAUCAUGAUGUUCACCGACGCCGCGUUCGUCUGGAAGGCGUCGUUUGGCUGCCUCGCCGAGGCCCUGAGCUCCGUCCUGCCGUGCCGCAUCUUCCUGCACCUGCGCUCCGUCGCCAACGAGACGCUCACGCCGUCGCCGCACUCGUCGCCGCGCAAGUCGCUUUCGGCGAUCCUGCGCGCGCAGCGCGGCGGCAAGGGCGCCAGCUCGGGCGGCGAGGACCCGCUCAUCGUCACGCAGCUCGCCUACUCGCCGUCGGGCACGUCGUCGACGGGCGGCUGCGGCGACACCGGCUCGACGCACACCAAGACGCCGCCGUCGAGCCCGAGCAUCGCGCGCAAGAAGGCGCCGAUUGCGUCGGACGCCGAGCUGCGCGAGACUGACUCGGUCUUUCAGAUGAGCUCGUUCACGAGCAACGCGUAGCUCUGCCGCAAGCACGGCCUCGAGCACGCACCGCUGUUCCGUUCCCCACCCCGUCCGUCCCACCGCCGUGUC